GACGCAGAGACAGGACUAACAGGGAACAGGAUCACACAGAAACUCAAAAAUAAACACAUAGAAACACGGAUCACGACACUCAGUGCUUUAAAUGGAAUAUGAACAUUUUCUCAAGAGGUAACAUAGACCUGCCUCAGCCUGUGCACCCGCUUCUUCUCCUCCUUCUUCAGGCUGUAAGUUGCAUCUGUGAUACAAAUGUUCCCCAGAUGGUGUUUCUGGCAGCUGGUGAAACUUGAUUGGCACCCCUUUUAGUGGUUUAAAUGAAGGUGUAAUGAAAGAAAACAGCUUGAGGAGGAACUUUUUUCAUGCUUCUGGAUCAAAGCUGAAUCCAUAUUAGGCUUUGAUGAUGCUGCGUAUUUACCAAGACUGCCCGUAUUUUUUUUCUCAUCCUGCUGUUUAUUAGAAAUUAUACCUGCUCAAGUUUUCUGCUUCGGUUUCGUUAAUCCCUGCCUGCUUGUCUUUAUGAACGUAGAAUCACCUGCACAUCAGAAACUGAGUUCCCCUUUCAUAUUCUUCCACAAAUUAUCUCGUUUUCCGGGUAAUUUUAAGACCCCUUUAUGAAUUGUGAUGAAGCCUUUGUAAUAACAAAAAGUGCUAUUGGUUUCUGCCCAAGCAGGUGCAAAAUGCUAAACCUGCAUCGUAACCACCUGGUGUGUCUGCGUCAGCUGCCAAAGCUCCCAGCAGUGGAGCAUCUCUGUUUGUCGGAGAACGCCAUCAGCUCCCUGCGGGGGCUGGGGGCUCUGGGGAGCAGCCCACUGCGCUCCCUUAACCUGACCCGCAACCCAGUGACCUUCAGCCGGGACUACCGUGCACAUGUUUUCUCCUGUUUGCCAAACCUGGAGGUCUUGGACGGCAUUCCCAAGCUUCCAGGAGAGUCGCUGCCCCUCCGGGUGAAGGGACCGGAACCCAGCAGGAUGUGUAUCAUUUUAUGACCCUCUCUGAGGGAGGAUGAAAACAGACUUAUUCCUGGUAUUCACUUCGGCAUCGCUUUUAGCCUGCGAAACAACAACAUGGAGGAGGCCUGUCUUUUGUUUGAAGGAAAACCAGCUGGCUAACAUUUUCUACAUUUACUGAGAUUGUCAAAAGCUGCUUGUGAGAGACUUGAUAAUAAUAUGCAAACUUGAA
Messenger RNA from Poecilia reticulata (guppy), 1125 nucleotides. Lineage: Eukaryota; Metazoa; Chordata; Actinopteri; Cyprinodontiformes; Poeciliidae. The record is from RefSeq and is a predicted model, not a curated record.